AGUAUUUUGUGUCUUCCUCUUUGACACACUUUCCCUCCUGAAAAUUUUCUAUAUAAACCCUAGACACUAUCCAUUUAUUCACAACUCAACUCUCCAAGCUCAUCAUUUCUUAACCUUUAUCCGAAUCUCCAAUAUUAUAGAUUUCAAUUAUAUCCAAAACUUUAAUUGAAGAUGGUUUCUACUUCCGCCUCCAUGAUUCUUUUCAUUUGUUUCAUUGCAAGUGCCAUGACUUGCUCUGUUUUUGCUACUGAUAACAAUCCUCUUCAGGAUUUCUGCGUUGCUGAUGCUAAUAACCCAGUGGUGGUUAAUGGACUAGUUUGCAAGGACCCCAAGGUGGUCACUGAAAACGACUUCUUUACCAAUGGAUUGAACGUGGCGGGUGACACUUCAUCAAAUUUAGUCGGUUCAAAUGUAACAACAGUUAAUGCUGCUCGGAUUCCUGGACUCAACACUCUCGGCAUUACUCUUGUUCGUAUCGACUUUGCACCAUGGGGAAUCAAUGCUCCCCACACACACCCUCGCGCUACUGAAAUUUUGACAGUCAUUCAAGGUACAUUGAGGGUUGGAUUUGUCACUUCGAACACGGAAAACCGUCAUAUCACCAAAGUCCUUAACGAAGGUGAUGUGUUUGUGUUCCCGCAAGGACUUAUCCAUUACCAACAGAAUAUCGGAUAUGGGAAUGCAGUAGCAAUUGCUGGUCUUAACAGCCAAAACCCUGGAGUUAUCACCAUUGCCAAUGCUGUUUUUGGCGCCAAUCAAGAUAUAUCCGCUGAUAUUCUUGCCAAGGCUUUCCAGCUAAACAAAAACACAGUCAAAGACUUGCAGAAGCGAUUUGAUUAAGAUGAUUAACGUAAUUUAUUAAAUAAAGUUGUGGCUGUUUAGUCGCUGUUUAAUUAUUGAGUAAUGCUACAUGCACAAAAUUGGGUACAUAAUUUUACACAAAAUAACAUGGCAAUCUAAGUGGGGAGUUUUAAUUGGUGCUAUUAAUGCAUGUGUAGGGGGCCCAUUCCAAUCACAAGUGAACACAUACCCAUUCUGUAAAUAUUUCUGUACCCAAUUCUGUGCAUGUAGCAUUUUCCUUAAUUUCACAUUGUUAUUUGACAUUGUUGCUUUUAAACCUUUUAUUUUGUUGCUUUGUAUUGCAAUAUGCAUGUUUUGUAUCAAGCUUGAAUAAAAACUCAGCUGUCUGAGGUUGUUUUAUUAUUUGA
This is a messenger RNA of Daucus carota subsp. sativus, 1208 nucleotides long. RefSeq names its product putative germin-like protein 2-1. NCBI's taxonomy places the organism in Eukaryota, Viridiplantae, Streptophyta, Magnoliopsida, Apiales, Apiaceae. The transcript has 2 exons. The coding region runs from base 172 to 840 and encodes 222 amino acids. Gene Ontology annotation, cellular component: cell wall. The record is from RefSeq and is a predicted model, not a curated record. Gene Ontology annotation, molecular function: manganese ion binding.